This is a messenger RNA of Carlito syrichta (Philippine tarsier), 972 nucleotides long. RefSeq names its product olfactory receptor 6K2. Gene Ontology annotation, biological process: G protein-coupled receptor signaling pathway. The record is from RefSeq and is a predicted model, not a curated record. Lineage: Eukaryota; Metazoa; Chordata; Mammalia; Primates; Tarsiidae. Gene Ontology annotation, cellular component: membrane. Gene Ontology annotation, molecular function: G protein-coupled receptor activity; olfactory receptor activity. The transcript has a single exon. Bases 1 to 972 code for a protein of 323 amino acids.
AUGGAGAGCCCCAAUCGAACCGUCGUUCAGCACUUUAUCUUCUCUGCUUUCCCUUAUUCCUGGGAAAAGUCUAUCGUCUGCUUUGUUUUAUUGUUCUUCAUCUACACUUUUAUUGUUGCUGGUAACCUGGUCAUCAUCACGGUGGUGCUGCUUAAUAGUCACCUCCACACUCCCAUGUACUUCUUUAUUUGUGUCCUUUCUUUCCUAGAGAUUUGGUAUACCACAGCCACCAUCCCAAAGAUGCUUUCCAGCCUGCUGAGUGAAAGGAAGAGCAUUUCCUUAAAUGGCUGUCUCCUGCAGAUGUAUUUCUUCCAUUCCGCAGGCAUCAGUGAGGUGUGUCUCUUGACAGCUAUGGCCUUUGACCACUACUUGGCCAUCUGCAGCCCUCUCCAUUAUCACACUAUCAUGACCCUCAAGCUAUGUGCUAAACUCACUCUAAGUUGCUGUGUUUGUGGCUUUAUCACACCUCUCCCUGAGAUUGCCUGGAUCUCCACACUGCCUUUUUGUGGCUCCAAUCACCUAGAGCAUAUCUUCUGUGAUUUCCUUCCAGUGCUGCGCUUGGCCUGCACAGACACACGAGCCAUCAUCAUGAUUCAGGUAGUAGAUAUUGUCCAUGCAGUGGAGAUUAUUACAGCUGUGACGCUCAUUUUCAUGUCCUACGUUGGCAUUGUGGCUGUGAUUCUACGUAUUCGUUCAGCCGAAGGCCGCCACAAAGCAUUUUCCACAUGUGUUUCCCACCUCACUGUCUUUUUGCUUUUCUUUGGUAGUGUGGCCCUCAUGUACCUACGCUUCUCUGCUACUUACUCCUUGUUCUGGGAUACAGCUAUUGCUCUGGCCUUUGCAGUUUUGUCCCCCUUCUUCAACCCCAUUAUCUACAGCCUGAGGAAUAAAGAGAUCAAAGAAGCUAUAAAAAAGCACAUGCAUCAAGGUCAGCUUUUUUUUUUCCCCCUUAAGACUAGGGAUUUGAAAUAA